AUGGCCUCCGAACCUUCUGAGGAUGCUAUUGCAAACUUUGUCAGCUUCACUAGCACCACCCGUGAACAAGCAGUCAACUUUUUGAAGGUUCCUUACCCCGCACCAAACACGUUCGCUGCCUUCCAAGGUUUUGCCAACAAUCUCGACUCACAAAAAGCUAUCAACGCUUACUUUGAAGAUCCAACAGGUCCACAUACAAGUGCAUCGGGCUGGCAGGAUGAAAGCAACUUAACUUCGCUCGGAUUCAGUCAGGAAGACAUUGGUCCCCGAUUGCCCGCGACUGCCCCUCCUACACGCCCUCCCUCCCGCGUAAACUUGCACGAUACAUCACAAAGCGCCGGAACCGACGAUUCUACAGCUGCGAAUACCCCAGGAAGCCCAGGCAGAACUGGAACUGAGCAAGGACUAACCUUGGCCGAACGCGAAGAACAAGAGCUACAACAGGCGGUGGCGAUGUCGCUGAACCAGGGGAUGGGCACUCAAGAAAGUGGAGUGACAGCCGCAGCUCCAGAAGGCCAGGCUCAGUUUGGAAAAGCGACCCGUGACCACUACGAUGAAGGCGCGUGGGCGAUGACCCUCUUCAAUGAAACGGCCCAGGAAGUUGUGAUCAGCCCGGAUCCCGAGGAUCGCAAGAAAGUAGGCGACGAGCCUGCAUUCAUUCGCCCGACACAGGACAAUCUCUUUAUUGGAGGAUUUCUCACCAUCAUCCACGAAAUCCCUCUCGCGCGCGAAGCGUUGCUACUGAGAAAUAAACUGCUCUUUGACUAUGGACAUGAUGCGCAAUGGUGGAAUGGACAACCGAUCAAUUUACCCAAGAUUGUGACUAUUCACGAAGGAACCGACGAUAGCGACUGGGAUGAUCCUAUCUAUGAAUCACAACGCCUGAUGGCAUUCUUGGAUUCGACACAGCGCGCUUUUGGAAGCAGUGAUGCCCUUUCGAACAUGAGGCCCAUACUUACGAACUCUCCUGAUUCCGAGGAAGCCGUAGCUCGAUUUUUGGAGACUUGGUUUUCUGCUGCAAUUCGGGCAGACCCUGAUAACCCGCUAUGUACAACUUUCAUGUCUCAUGCCUACAAAAGAUCUCCCUUCGACCCGGAGGACGAGCCAAUCUCCAGGGAACUUUUCGUCUUCGGGCCCGUUGUUGAACAGGCUCAUGGGCAGACUUUGUAUGAUGUCCUGGACUCGGCUAUUUGGAGCGAUAGGCCUGGGGAAGACCUAGAUGAGGUAUGGCUGGAACACGUAGGUGAAGUUCUCGUCAUGAAGCUUGACUCCCAUGAGGAUGCCAAGUCAGUGGACGUGAAAAUCCCGGCUGUGUUCUACCCCGACCGCUAUCUGAGCAGCUGCCAAGAGAUUGCGCGUGAGCUACGCGUGAGAAAACUGGAAGCCCAGGAGGCUUUAAUCAAGGUCCAACAACUGAUCGAUCACUUUCAAAUGCCGCUGACGCCUUGCGAUGGUCUUACAAAUCUGGAGAUAAUCGAAAAGACAGCAGAACGGAUACCCGUAGUUCUGAAGACGGCUAUCGCUGGCGGGUCUGAUGUGAUGUCCGCGGACGUGGCACGGGAGAGAGCAGAGCGUAUUCCACAGCAGUUGAAAGAUCUUGCUUUGCAAUUAGCAGAGAAGUUAAAGGAACUCGAGAUUAAAAAGCAGCAAGCAUUGGAAACCAUGCGAAAAUAUUCCAAGCUGCUGACUGAACCAUCGGAUUCACCCCAAGAGCCUCCGACCCACAAAUACACCCUGCGAGGUGUCUGUACUGAGCCACAUGUCACUUACGUUCUGAAACGCCGCGAAGAAACAGAUGCUCAACACCUAAUGGAUAUUGAUGAUGACAAAAAUAGUGACUACCAAUGGUGGCGGAUCAGCUUUUCCACUGAUGACGGAAAGACCCGACAAGCUGAAAAGCAAAAAGCAAAUGGUGAUCACGCGGCUACACAGAAUGGUGAUGUUGUGGGAUACACUGCCCGCAAGGUGCGUGAGAUUGAAGUUCUUGACGCAGCUCGCAGGGAAGGAAGAUCAGUUUUACUGGUGUACGCCAGCGACGAUGCAAUGGGUUUGAAGGUGGAACCUGCGCCCUCCCAGCUUCAGGCCUUCGUACAAAAAGACAAUGAGGCAUUUGCGGUCGAGUGCACUCAGAGUAGUGCUGCAGAAGACAGCGAGAAUCUCAUUGAUCUAAGUUCGGAUAUUAGCACAGGGCAGCAUCAGAAAAUGCAACAAUCUGCGGCAGCUCAGAAAGAGGCGAAUAAGAAUGCGAAUGUGAAUGUUUUCGACUACGAAGUGCAAAGGUUUGAGGGCGAGAAGCCGGAAGGUCAAGAAAUGCAGGAGAAGAGGGGAUCAAGACUUUUGACCUCUGGAUCUGGCGUGAAUAUUGCGGCUCCACAGCUGGCGCCUCAUAUUUUGGACAGCGAUGAGGGCUGGACUAACGCGGAGAGUGACGAAGAGAUGGCAGACCACGUUGAGCAUGUGCCCGCGAAAUGA
Messenger RNA from Penicillium malachiteum, 2472 nucleotides. RefSeq names its product ubiquitin-associated-like domain-containing protein. Lineage: Eukaryota; Fungi; Ascomycota; Eurotiomycetes; Eurotiales; Aspergillaceae. The transcript has 7 exons. The record is from RefSeq and is a predicted model, not a curated record. Bases 1 to 2472 code for a protein of 823 amino acids. Gene Ontology annotation, biological process: protein deubiquitination. Gene Ontology annotation, cellular component: cytosol; nucleus.